This is a messenger RNA of Quercus robur (English oak), 876 nucleotides long. RefSeq lists its product as uncharacterized. The coding region runs from base 1 to 876 and encodes 291 amino acids. The record is from RefSeq and is a predicted model, not a curated record. The transcript is spliced from 5 exons. NCBI's taxonomy places the organism in Eukaryota, Viridiplantae, Streptophyta, Magnoliopsida, Fagales, Fagaceae.
AUGCUAGCGAAGCAUGUUUGGAGAUUGAUACAUGACACAGAUUCCCUCUUUUACAAAGUGUUUAAGGCCAAGUACUUUCCAAAUUGCAGUGUGUUUGAAGCUAAGUCAGCCUUGGGUUCAUUUGCAUGGAAGAGUAGAAUCAUUUUCCACAAAGGGAUACUUGCCCAGACUGCAACAGCUGAUGGGCUCAUUGAUCCCAACUUGGUGAAGUCGAGGUACAAAAUCCUUUGUGAGGACCAGCAGGCUGGUGGUCUUGAAACUGACGUUGCUGAGGCUCAAAGGAAUUUUUGGAAGGGUGUGUGGAAACUCAAAGUCCCAGGAAAGAUUAAGCACUUCUUAUGGAAGUCAUGCACCAACUCAUUGCCCACAAAGGAAAAUCUGAGGAAGAGAACUAUCAUACAAGAAAAUGUGUGCCAUCUCGGCUCAGACCAUCUUGAAGAUGUCAAGCACGCGUUGUGGGGUUGUUCUAAGAAAAAUCAUCGGCUGUUCCCACUGUUUGCAGUCACGGCAUGGUCCGUAUGGCACCACCGGAACAAGUCUCAACUUCAAUCUGCCAUAAUACCUUUGGACAGGGUAGCUGAUUUUGCUGAAAACUAUCUAUGGAACUUUUCAGAUAGGUUCGGCCAACAGGGGUUACCCGUGAGAAGUGCAGCAACAAUGGCAAGUUGGUGUCCACCGUAUGAAAACCAGGUGAAAAUUAACUUUGAUGGAGCCCUGUUUGGAGAGUCGGAUAGUGCAAGGAUCGGUGUAGUGAUUCGGAGUUCGGAGGGAGGGAAAUGGGUUUCUUCAAUUCGGUUUUUGAAGGUGACUCAUCCAAUGUUAUCAGGUCCCUUCAGGAUAGGAACGUGGCCCACUCCCAAGGAGGGCACAUCUUAA